AUGCAACAUUUGAUUCUUCACUUCAUUCAUUCUCGCUUUUGGCCGUCAGGAACUAAGCAAGUUUAUACAAUGGGCGUCUGGAAUAUUGCAGUUUCGUUAGCUGCGGUGGCGCUGGGUGUUGUUACAGCCGGUGACGUCAACGUGCUGACUCCUGACACUUUUGAUGAGGUUGUGGAUGGCUCCAAACAUGUGCUCAUUAAGUUUUAUGCACCGUGGUGCGGUCACUGCAAGAGCAUGGCACCAGCUUACGAGACGGUGGCCACGGCCUUUAAAAAGGUGGAUAAUGUGGUGGUGGCUGAGGUAGACGCUGACAACCACAAGGAUUUGGCCUCCAGGUUUGAUGUUAAAGGAUUUCCUACGCUUAAAUACUUUCCAUUGGGAUCAAAAGAGGCUGAAGACUAUAAAGGUGGCCGCGACGAGGCAGACUUUGUCAACUUUCUGAAUGAAAAGGCCGGCACCCAUGUGCGUGUGGCCAAGCCCAUGAGUCGCGCAACUGUAUUGACUGAUGCUAGCUUUGACGCAGAGGUCAUUCACUCCAAAAAGCACGCCAUUGUUGACUUUUAUGCACCUUGGUGUGGCCACUGCAAAAAGUUAGCUCCGGUUAUUGAAGAAGUGGCUACAAUCUUUGAGGGUGAAGAGAAUGUGCUCAUUGCCACGGUAGAUGCCACUGCGAAUACGGAGCUGGCUGAGCGCUACAACGUGAAAGGAUAUCCCACUGUCUACUAUUUCGCCCCCGGCUCGGAUGAACCUGAGGACUUUUCGGGUGAACGUGACACAGCGACAUUUGUUGAGUUUAUCAAUGAGCACGCUGGAACACACCGCACGGUGGACGGUGGACUUACGGCUGAGGCUGGUCGCGUUGAAGAGAUUGACGUUAUCAUUUCAGAGAGUGGUGACAUUAAUAUUGAUGUGCACAAGAAGGUGCAGACUGUUGUCGACGGUCUUGAAGGCAGUGAUGCUAAGUAUGGUGCACUGUAUCUAAAGGCAAUUAACAAGAUCGUUGCCAAAGGCCCGUCUUACGUGGAUGCGGAGAUCAAGCGUCUUGAAGGCCUACUUGAGAACGACAAUGUGUCCCCGCAGAAGAAAACCCUUUUUGCUCUCCGCAAGAAUAUACUUAAUGCUUUCCAAAAGACGUCAAACGAGAAAACGGAGCUGUAA
Plasmopara halstedii is the source of this 1158-nucleotide messenger RNA. Its product is annotated as protein disulfide-isomerase domain. The coding region runs from base 1 to 1158 and encodes 385 amino acids. Gene Ontology annotation, biological process: protein folding. NCBI's taxonomy places the organism in Eukaryota, Oomycota, Peronosporomycetes, Peronosporales, Peronosporaceae. Gene Ontology annotation, molecular function: protein disulfide isomerase activity. The record is from RefSeq and is a predicted model, not a curated record. Gene Ontology annotation, cellular component: endoplasmic reticulum. The transcript has a single exon.